This is a messenger RNA of Penicillium odoratum, 1251 nucleotides long. RefSeq names its product serine/threonine-protein phosphatase 2A activator. Gene Ontology annotation, cellular component: nucleus; protein phosphatase type 2A complex; cytoplasm. Bases 1 to 1251 code for a protein of 416 amino acids. Gene Ontology annotation, biological process: mitotic spindle organization. Lineage: Eukaryota; Fungi; Ascomycota; Eurotiomycetes; Eurotiales; Aspergillaceae. Gene Ontology annotation, molecular function: protein tyrosine phosphatase activator activity; peptidyl-prolyl cis-trans isomerase activity. The record is from RefSeq and is a predicted model, not a curated record. The transcript has a single exon.
AUGGCGUCGUUGUCACUGCCACCCCGAGCUCCAAAGGUGGACCUUUCUAAGAAACUUUCUGACUUACGGUCAAGCAAUGGUCGAUCCCGGACCGCUUCAUCUCGCGAUUCAACCCCAACAACCCCUCCUUUGCCUUCGCCGCCCGAACUCUCCGCCCACCAGUACACCCGGCCCGUUCGCCGUAUUCUCUCACCUAAAGACCAUGAGCUCUUUCUUGCCUCCCCUACCUACAACCUAGUUCUUGCAUUUGUUCUUGGUCUUUCCGAUUCUGUCAGAGGCCGCCCAAUCCCCCAGACCAGUCCCAACUCCGAUGCCAUCUCCAAGAUCCUCAGUAUCGUGGGGCAACUUCGGUCCCUUGUGGAGAAACACCCAGCUUUGGACCAGGGUGGUUCGCGAUUUGGAAAUCCUGCAUUCCGUACCCUCUUUGACGACGUUGCCACUCAGAGCUCGACAUGGCACACCGACAUCCUUGGAUUGACAGAUACCGCCGCGAUCGAUGAGGCAUCCACAUACCUGAUUCACUCGCUAGGAUCUCGGGACCGCAUUGACUACGGAUCCGGCCACGAGCUGAAUUUCAUGAUGUGGCUACUGAGUCUUUACCAGCUCGGUCUGCUACCUAAGACAGAUUUCCCAGCUGUGGUCUUCAAGGUCUACCUCGAGUAUAUGCAUCUCAUGCGGGAUAUUCAAUCUACAUACUACCUGGAACCGGCUGGAUCCCAUGGUGUCUGGGGUCUAGAUGACUACCAUUUCCUACCGUUCUUGUUCGGUGCCAGCCAGCUGGUGGAUCACCCGUAUAUCACACCCCUGGGGAUCCACAAUACCGCACUGCUGGAUGAAGAAGGGGACAAGUACCUAUAUCUGGACCAAGUGCGGUGGGUGGAUAGUGUCAAGACGGUGAAGGGAUUGCGCUGGCACAGUCCCAUGCUGGAUGAUAUAUCGGGUGCGAAGAACUGGUUUAAGGUGGAAAGUGGAAUGAAGAAGAUGUUUGUCAAGGAGGUCUUGGGGAAGCUGCCCAUCAUGCAACACUUCAUGUUUGGAAGUCUCCUACCUGCUGUGGAAGGUAUGGGCGAGCUCUCUGAGGGUGACGAGCAUGACCAUGACCAUGCUGGACAUGACCAUCCUCCUGGACAGGUGCAUACAGAUUACUUUGGUGACUGCUGUGGUAUCAAGGUCCCUAGCACGAUCGCUGCAGGUGCGGAAAUGCGAAAGCGGAUGGGCGGGUCCGGAUUGCGCCCAAUUCCCUUUGACUAG